AUGGGUUCUGUGGAUGCUCAAUUUGCUGGCCAAGAAGAGAAGGAAAAAUUUGAGGAGAUUGUGGAACUUCUAGUUGCUGCUGGGUAUUUCCGUGCUCGCAUCAAGGGACUCUCUCCGUUUGAUAAAAUCAUUGGUGGCAUGACUUGGUGCAUCGAGACGUGCAGCUUCGACAUUGACAUCGACCUGUUCUAUAGCGAUACCCUCUCCCUUGGACAGAAGAUCACUCUGACAGAGAAGAUAGUAAGGGUUCUGCUGAAGAUGGAAUGCCCCCACAGGAUUGAGCCUCAUCAGAUUGAAGGCCUUGACACCAUCAGUAUCUUUCCUGUCAUACAAUGGCUGGUCAAGAGGGCCGUUGAACAGCGUCGGGAAAUGGAGGAUGAGAAUCGCAGCUUCUCUCUCCACCAGUUUGAGAAACAUGUUCAGCUUCCGAGUGAUUUGACCAAGAGAGAGAGAGAAGCAGCUCAUUUCGACAACCUGGCUCAAAUCAGAGUGCAAAAUCGACCGGUGAGAACUCAUAGGAGGAAGACUCCUUUUGGUCCAGAUGUAAAUGAAGCAGUUCGAGUCAUGUCCACUCUCAUGGAGUAUGGAUCUCGCUCGAUUAUGGCAUCAACAGGCGAGGCUGAAGGGGACAAGACAGUGGACAUGCCUUCUGAGGGCAUCAUGAGUUCUGAACUUGAAUAUGCAUCCUUUCAAAAAAUGAGCACAUCAACACUUGGGAAGAUCAUUUCCAUGAGUGCUGAUGCUAUGGUCCAGGCUGCUACUGAAUAUAUCCAGUUUCAGGAACAAGGGAAAGAUCAGAUAGGCUUACCACAGUUUAAGAGCAACCUAAGAAAGCAAGUAGAACUACUUCAGGUACGUUGCCAUGAGCUGGAGGAAGCCAAAAUAAAGGUGAAAGAAAAGUUGAAGGAACUAAAAGCUAAAUAUGAGGCUGCAACAAAUGAAGCUGAAGUGUUGAGUGAUGAGCUCAAGCAACUCAAGUCUCAAUUAGAUACAGCAAAUGAUGGAGACAUCCAUUCCCUGAAAAGAAUGGUCCAGCGACAUGAAGAACUCCAAAAGGAAGAAAAAGAGUUUCGCAUAUCUUGUAAGGAGGAACUGGAGGCCCUACAGAAAGAGAUCAGAGAGCUGGAGACAUUUGAAGUGCCUGUAGAGGAAGGGACAGAAAUUGAGGAAGCUCUAAAUGCUCAAAAGGAAAAAGUGAAGAAGCUGAGGCUGGAAGUGGCUGAAAAGAGUCAUGUAGUGGCUUCGCUUCAACGCCAACUAGAUGAUGUCCCUCUCCAAGCAGAACUCCUUCAGUACCAGAAGAGAUUCUUGGAAUUGUAUCAUAUUGGGGCAGCAAAACAUAAAGAAACCAAACAUUUCUAUACUCUUCACAAUUCUUUGUGUGAUACAAAGCUAUAUCUGGAGAAGGAGGUGAAGCUGAUAGAUUCUGUGAUUGACAACUUCAAUGAAGCUAUGUCAACCCCUGAAGCAAAGCAAGAGUUCCUGGCUCAGUUUGAGUCCAUUGUGUCUGGAAUCAAGGGAAACAAGAUGAAAGUGGAUGAGAAGAAGGUUAAUCUUGUUAAAAAGAAGGAGAGCCUUCAGGCUGCCAUCCAGAAGAUCACUGAAAUCCAGCGCUUGUAUUUCAAGACUGUCAAGGAUUUCCAGACAGAGUGCCACAGAAAUGAAACACUUUCUGCUCAUUUAUCCAAAGCUUAA
Darwinula stevensoni is the source of this 1695-nucleotide messenger RNA. The record is from the annotation of a GenBank genome assembly. NCBI's taxonomy places the organism in Eukaryota, Metazoa, Arthropoda, Ostracoda, Podocopida, Darwinulidae.